GGGAGCCUUUCGUGCCUCAGGCUGUAACGCUGGACCCCGCCAGCAAGUAAAGCUCUUUGCGAAUAACCUGGUUCCUGGAAGCUAAACCUGACCUCUUGGAUUAAGAAGAUCCUACGGUACUGAUAAACCUAUACACGCUACAUUUAGCUGCAAUUGGCCCCUGGAAGCCAAAUGAUCAACUGUCGCCGGAGAUCUUGAAUACCCCACCAAAAGGUAUACUCCGGAGAGCUCCUUGUCGGUGGCCUCCGACACAAGAAGAGCGGAGGUCAAAAAGCAGCACAACGUAGCUUUAUCUCCUGCUUUAUCCCCUCUCCCUUUCAGUAAACUUCCUGGUAUUCUCGCUUCUGCUUAAUGGACCUUGGCUCCGGAAAUCAAUCCCUAUCAAGCGACCAGCUGGGCAAAGUCACAGACCGUCUUGGCUUAUACCAGAACCACCUUGCUUCUUCCUCAUCAUCGAGGUCUACAGCAGCAGCAGCAACUACUUCCAUCUCGAAUCCACAAACAAGCACAACACAAUCACAAUCAACCCCAAUGUCUCGCGACCCGAUUACGUGCCACGUGCUGAACACCCUAACGGGCACCCCUGCCGCCAACCUCCCCGUUACGCUCACGCUCCUCUCCAGCCCAUCCUCAAAAACCACAGCCCAAAACCCCACCUUCACCGCAACAACAAAUGCAGAUGGCAGAGUAGCAAAUUGGAGUCCCAGUCCCACGACCGCGGGCUCAUCACCAAGUGUUCCAGCCCUCCUUGCAUCUCUCCCAGCCUCCGAUAGCAAGACAAACUGGGCUGUACGAUUCGAGGUCGGCCCGUGGUAUGAAGCGCAGGGCGUCGAGAGUUUCUGGCCCGAGGUGGAGGUUAAAUUCACGGUUAAAGGACGUGGGAAGGAAGGCGAGGGCGGGUGGAGGCAUUAUCAUGUUCCUGUGCUGUUGGGGCCUUGGAAUUAUUCGACUUAUCGCGGGUCGUGAUUUCUACCUACCAGGAAGUUCCGAACCCGAAGUUUGGUGGUUGAUAACGUCGGCGGGCUCAAAUUUGAUAUAGAUAAGUAUUUUCUGGAAUUGAUCUUAUCGCAUUGUUAUCGAUUGUGUAAAGGUUAAAAUAAAAUAUGACGUACGUGGGCCCUUGGGCUUGGAGUAUGAAUUCACCGUAAUCCGUAUAAGCAUUCUGCACCGACAUAUAUAUCCGACUUUCUCUUAACUCUACUAAUUUCGAUAUCAGACAAAAUUGGUAUCCAUAUUCGGAUAUCUCAUCAUGUUCUAUAUUGCUGUCUCCCAAGUGACUAUAUAUCACGGUUGGCGUCUAAACCACCUAC
Messenger RNA from Aspergillus versicolor CBS 583.65, 1310 nucleotides. Its product is annotated as hydroxyisourate hydrolase. The record is from RefSeq and is a predicted model, not a curated record. The coding region runs from base 352 to 966 and encodes 204 amino acids. Lineage: Eukaryota; Fungi; Ascomycota; Eurotiomycetes; Eurotiales; Aspergillaceae. Gene Ontology annotation, molecular function: hydroxyisourate hydrolase activity. The transcript is spliced from 2 exons. Gene Ontology annotation, biological process: purine nucleobase metabolic process.